Molecule: messenger RNA, 3624 nt
Organism: Lethenteron reissneri (Far Eastern brook lamprey)
Lineage: Eukaryota; Metazoa; Chordata; Hyperoartia; Petromyzontiformes; Petromyzontidae
Product: ectonucleoside triphosphate diphosphohydrolase 8-like
Biological process (GO): nucleoside diphosphate catabolic process
Cellular component (GO): plasma membrane
Molecular function (GO): GDP phosphatase activity; ribonucleoside triphosphate phosphatase activity; UDP phosphatase activity
Source: RefSeq, a predicted model, not a curated record
CGAAUGGCGUCGCCGCGUACACGGCAUGACCUCCCCGUCGUGCGUGGGCGUGGUGGUGGUGGUGCUGCUGCUGGUGGCUGGGAGGGGACCCCGUCCGAAUGGACGUUCCCGUCGCGUCUCGAGCCGAGUCGGAGCGCGCGUGAGAUGCUGGGUGCGGGGGGAAGGGUCACAGUUCACGUAGGGAGAGGAGAGUAAGCCACUCGAGCUGGCCAUCACCCCCACCACCACCACCACGGCGCAGCUGAGUUACGGGAGAUCACCCAGCACCACAACCCCAUCGCCACCCUCCCCCCACCACCUCAUCCUCCUCCAACCCUCCGCGUCAUUCCUUCCAUAAAUUGUCGCUGCUCUUUCUUUAAAAGCCGCAGCUCGCUCGCUCUGCUCCGAGGGAGGUGUCAACGGACCUCGUCAAACAGCGCUCUGUGGAGCUUUUUAUUUUUUUCACAAGUUGCCGUGCUCGUCACUUUUGAGUCGACAAAAGUCGAGGUUGCCGUUCUUUACUGUGCGCGCGUCGGCGCGGGCGAUCAGCCCACUUGAAUGUUGCCGCAUCCCACCACCCCCACCACAGCACCGGCCGCACGAGAGUUAGGCAACUUUGAAUGGGUCGCCGGUCACCACUCGUGGUCUCCCCUCGCCACUCGCGCGGCGGUGGUUAGCAGCGCAGUGGAGGAAGUGCAGCUCACCCGUCGCUCUGCGUGACAACACGACACACAGAGAGAGAGAGGGGAGAGAGAUUCCAGCGGUGGGGCAAAACUUGCACGGGUGCCGUGAACCACGUUUUGCCCGUUUUUACGAGAGGCGGAGAUGAGCGAAACGGAACUGAAGACGGCCGUCCAGACGGAGGGCUUGCUUGGGGAGGUGCCCGAGAGGGCUGGGCUGCCACCAGUCUACCUGCCCACAACCACCACGGCAGCAGGCAAGCAGCGGGCCAGGACGACGCCGAGGCAGCGAUGUCUGCUCAAGGCCCUGGGGCUCGCGCUGUUCGUCGUGCUGGUGACCGCGAUUGUUUCCAUCGCUGUGGCGCAGAGCAAGAAGCUCCCCCCUCCGCUCAAGUACGGAGUGGUGCUGGAUGCGGGCUCUUCGCACACAUCGCUGUUCGUGUACCAGUGGCCAGCGGACAAGGAGAACGACACCGGGGUGGUGACGCAGGUCGCGCACAUCGACGUGGAGGGAGGCGGCAUAUCGAGCUACAAGGAUAACCCGGAGAUGGCCGGGCAGUCCCUGGUGCCGAGUCUCUUCAACGCCACGAAACUCGUCCCGCCGGAGAGGCACCACGAGACGCCCAUCUCCUUGGGCGCCACGGCCGGCAUGCGACUGCUCCGCAAGCAGAACCCCGAGGCCGCGGAGCGGGUGAUGGAGUCGGUGAAGACCGCCCUGCGGGCAACGCCGUUCCUCUUCUGCAGCGCUCGCAUCCUCACCGGACAGGAGGAGGGCGCCUUUGGCUGGGUCACCAUCAACUACCUGCAGGGCAACUUCCUCCAGAGAGACUGGCUGUCCUGGGUGCGUCCGAGGGGAGCCAAGACGGUGGGGGCCCUCGACCUGGGCGGGGCGUCCACGCAGAUCGCGUUCGUGCCCGCGGGCGGGGCGCUGAGCGGCACGCAGCGCUUCCGCCUGUACGGCUACGACCACGCGGUGUUCACGCACAGCUACCUCUGCUACGGCAAAGACGAGGCGCUGAUGCGCGUCGCCGCCACGCUGGCGCGCGGCGCACUGGCGGAGGCUUGGAAGAACUCGUCCUCGGACGUGGAGGUGACGUUCCCGUGCUACCACAGCGGCUUCGAGGAGCGGCUGGAAGUGGGGUACAUGUUCGGGAAGCCGUGCACAGCCGCGCUGAAGCCGCUGGUCGGGCCGCACGGUGGCGCGGGUCCCCUCCAGGGCCGCGUGCUGCUGCGAGGUUCCGGCCAGGCUGACAAGUGCGCCGAGGCGGUGGCGCAAAUCUUCAACUACUCGUCGUGCGCGGGACGCAAGGACUGCACGUUCGACGGCGUCUACCAGCCGCCCGUGUCCGGGUCCUUCAUGGCCUUCUCCGCGUUCUACUACGUGAUGGAUUUCCUAAAGCUGAGAGGAGAGGGCAACGUGUACUAUAUCCGCGAUGUCGUGAAGAGAUUCUGCAACAAACCCUGGAACGAGGUGCGGGCCUCGUCACAGAUCGAACAAAAGCACCUCAAGUCCUACUGCUUCUCCGCCAACUACCUGCUGCAGCUGCUCAUCCACGGCUACAAGUUCAACUUCUCGACGUGGAUCAACAUCAAGUUUGUCAAAAAGGUGGAGGGCAUACAAGCGAUCGGGGAGGCGGGCUGGGCUCUGGGCUACAUGCUCAACGAGACGAACCUCAUCCCCGUGGAGUUGGCGCCGCGAGCCAUCCCCGAGGCCGCCUUUGGUUCCACGCUGGCCCUCCUCUCCCUCCUCCUGGCGGCGCUGCUGCUGGCCGCGCUGGCGUACACGUGCGUGUCGUGCGCCCGCUGGGCCCUGGUGAGCCGGGCGGGCCCGCCGAACGGUCAGCUGAGCACGGACGCGGCCUCCGCGUGAGCCGGCCGCUCGAACGGCGCGGCGGGGACGGGACGCGUGGCGGUACGGCGUCGUUUCUUCUCGACGUCUGCCACGCUCGCAGUUUUGUCCUCCCGGGAGGAAUGGAGCGGUGGGCAGCAAGAGAAACAAACCCCGGCUGUGCGUUGGAGAGCGAGGACACGGGUCGAGAUGGUUUUUCAGACGAGGAGCCAAGGCCAUUGCCUGCUUCGUCAAGGAACACUUGUUGCCGUUCUGGAAAUAGGAAUGCUCUUGUCAACGCAUUUCAACGGCGGCGGGGCGCAGUAGACGCUGAGCUACGUCCGAGACGCAAAGCAGCCAAGUCGGGUGCCGUGUCACGCGUUGCCUUGCAGAGGUCACGGAGAAGAGACGUUGGGGGUAGGUGUGCUUCUGUUUACCAAAGAACGGCGAUUAAUGUCGAGACCGAUGACGGCGUUGGUGAACGCGGUGCACUUUGAUUGCAGUGGGUGCGGUCCGCGUGUGACGAAUUUACCACCGAGCAUGUGAGCAGCGCGGUCAAGGCGGAGGAGGGAAUUCUUCACCUCGUGAUGUGGCUGCCUACCCAGUGUGCACGUCAAUUUUGAAAUCGCAGCACGACAGAAAUACGCACCAAUCAAGAUUCCCUCUGAAAUGCGUGCAUGAUAUCAAAGAAUCGAAGCUGCUUGGGCAUGGCUGUACAUGAAAGGAAGCACGUAAUGAGCCGUACGUAAAAUAUAAAGGUCAAUUAUCUAUACAUGUUACCAUUACUUAUUAGCAUGAAGAAUAUGUCCUUGUUAGGUGUGUUGUACAUUUACAUUGAACAUAGUAUGCAUUUGUUACGCAACAUAUUUUUGUUCCAAAGCCAUGUACGUUGCCGUUUGUGUUAUUUUGAGAGUUGAUAGUAUUUGCUUUUUUCUUUUGUAAAUAUGUAAUGUCAACCAUGAGUUGCUUGUGGUCUCAGUUAAACAUUUUUUAAUCUCUCUGCCAUUUCUUUCCAGUUGAAUGAUCGGGUUUUUUUGUCAUAUAAGUUAAUGUCAUGUCCUCUUAAUUUUGACAGACAGUUAAUCCACUCAUUGAUGCAAAUAAAGUCAAAUUAAACUAUUGCCAUGUGGACCUCAA